CUUCAAAAACGUGGAGCGCGUCGCUACCUGUCACCACACAACGAGGCCAUUUGAAGCGGGCCGGGCGCUUGCAUCUCCCCUGACCCCGGCGAAGAUCGCCUGGCAUCCACACACCCCCGCUGGUAUUACUUGCAUCUCCGCCAUUCCACUCAUUCGUCCUCGUUCCCAUCCUCGUCCCUCAUGUCCUCUUCCCGCCCGUCGUACGGUUGCAUGGCAUGGCGGCUGCCAGUCUUGAACCAUGGCAGCCGCUGCGAAUACCGAGCCGUUGCCUCGCACACCACGGCGGCAGACUCUUCCCCCCUCCCCCGGCUAGAACAUCCUUCCCCCCCCGCCAUCUUUUUUUGUAACCUUCCAUUGAUACCAUGCCAUUCUGGGCAGGUCAGGAACCUAGGGCCCUAAUGAGAUGCACUGGUGGCCGUUUCUUUGCCGCCGGGGCGGGAGGAGGUAAGCGAUUUGAGGAUGUCGUGGUAUAUUAGAAACGGCUGCCCGCCUGCACUACGGAACUUGUGUAGCCCACCCCUUCCAUCUACCACGGUUCAUCUCAUAUAUCGAGUGACGAAUCUGCUUCGGUUUUUCUUGAGUUUUUUUCAUUAUUUCCUAGUCUCGUAUUUCAUUGGUUUCGUUUGGGUUUUUACUUGCUUGAAAUUCUGGUUCGAUAUUUCCACUCUUCUGGGGAACGAAGCAUAAUCACCAACACCAUUAACCAACAACCGAACAUCAUCGAAUACCUUGACAUCCGCCUCUUUCUACUCCACAUUAUCACCCCCAACACACGCAAUCACAUAUUACCAACAUGCGUUGCUCAACACUGUUGGUGCCGGCUCUGGCAUCCCUUGCCCUUGCUGCGCCAGCCUACCCCACGCUCAACCUCCAGGCCGCUUUACCGGGUAGCAUCGAGCAAAUCUCCGAGUACUUCAACAUGCUGGCGACCAAGGUUCAGGCCACCAAGUACCUGUCAACCGCACCAGUCUGUGAUCUCUCCACGGCUAAGCUACCUGAAGCCGCAACCCAGACUCUCGGCAAGCCCAGAGACGGCCUCACUCUCAUGCACAUCGCCAUCGGCCGCGGCACCCAGAACUACACCUGCGACACCAGCAACUCGACAGCCGUCCCCGUCGCCACCGGCGCCGUCGCGACCCUCUUCAACGCCAGCUGCGUCGGCUCCCUGUACCCGGACCUGCUCGACAAGCUGCCCGUCGUGGCCAUGGACUUCAACCUCACCGAGGAGGAGACGAACCGCCGCCUGGGGCCGAGUAACCUCGCCAUCUCGGGCCACCACCUCUUCACCGGCAAGGGCGUCCCGCUCUUCAUGCUCGAGAACGACGGCGCGUCCGUCGGCGACUCGUACUGCGCCAAGAACGCGUCCAUGCCCGCGCCCCUCACGGCUCAGUCCGGCCAGCACGGCGAGGCGGCGGUUCCCUGGCUCCGGCUUCGUACCGUCGAGCCCAGCACCGGGGACGUCCAGGAGGUGUACAGGAUACACACCGUCGGCGGCAGCGCGCCGGCUUCGUGCCAGGGCCAGGCUGCUAACAUUGAGGUCCAGUACGCUACACAAUACUGGUUCUUUUCUGGGCCCGCCCAAUGAGACCGUUCCGGCUUGAUUAGCACCCGUUCUGCGACAGAGAAACAAUUGUUCUGAUUCGAAAGGCGUUGGAGGUGUUUUUGGGUUUCCGCAGAAAUAUGUCAUAGUUUGUUCUUAUUCGAUAUACCAUCAUGUAUUCCCACGGCAGUUAUAUAGGUCAUCAUCCUAUUGAUGAACUGUUGUGCUGUGGCUGGAAAUUAAGUCGGCCAGUAGACUGAAGCCGCUAGAUAACACUCGUAAUGGAAUGGUCGUCUGUUGAGUCUCGUGAAGCACACCGAGGUGUUUGUAUUGAUGCAGGAGUGAAUGUUUGUUCUGAUGUUUACAGGCAGGGGGAUCAACAGGGUGAAGGUGUUCGAAUCCGUAAACGGCGUGAACUUAAUAUGCCACCCUUUUGUCAUACUUUGUAAUUUGGAGGCCAAACUCAAUUAGAAGUGCUUGCUGCAUCCGUAAGGUGAGUUGACUACAAUGUAACGAAUCAGUUAAGGUCCCAAGGGAAUGAGAAUAAUCAAACAAU
Molecule: messenger RNA, 2096 nt
Organism: Colletotrichum scovillei
Lineage: Eukaryota; Fungi; Ascomycota; Sordariomycetes; Glomerellales; Glomerellaceae
Product: malate dehydrogenase
Exons: 3
Coding region: 794-1585 (263 amino acids)
Source: RefSeq, a predicted model, not a curated record